Scomber scombrus (Atlantic mackerel) is the source of this 915-nucleotide messenger RNA. RefSeq names its product endonuclease domain-containing 1 protein. The transcript has 2 exons. The coding region runs from base 1 to 915 and encodes 304 amino acids. Lineage: Eukaryota; Metazoa; Chordata; Actinopteri; Scombriformes; Scombridae. The record is from RefSeq and is a predicted model, not a curated record. Gene Ontology annotation, molecular function: nucleic acid binding; hydrolase activity; metal ion binding.
AUGCACUCGUUUUGCACCUGCUUCCUGUCUUUCUCCCUCCUCAUGGUAUCAUUCCUGGUGAGUGCCAGCGUUUCAAACAGCUUCAAAGACUGCAGACACUUUUUCUACAUGCAGACACCACCUGUCGGGAUCAGAGGAACAAGCUUGAAGAAGAUCUGCCAGAGGUAUGCAGACAAACUGCGCUACUCCACGUUGUAUGACAGCAGUCGCCACCUCCCCCUCUACUCAGCCUACAUCUUUAAGAAGUCUGAUGGGAAGAGGAGGAUGGACACACCCUGGAUGUAUGAGCCUCAGUUGGUUUCUGAAGAUGAGAGUGGUAACAUGAGGACACUUCCCCUUACAGAUGACACACCCCCUCUGAUUGAGGACAGCCAGGCUGUGUUGGAGGACUAUACAGAUGCUGUGCAAUAUAAACGUGGUCCACUUAAUCCAGACCUGCACCAAGCAGAGCCAGAUGACAAAUCCUCCACCUACACCCUGACCAACGUGGUCCCAUUAAUCACAGACGUCAUGGACCUUUCCUGGAAUCCAUACUUGGACAUUGUUCGCCGUCGCCUCAACAACUUCUGCUUUGGCAAAUCUUUUAUGGUGACAGGGGUGACCAUCUCUGGGGCAACCAUCCAGAAAGAUAAAAGAGACCGCUUGGCUAUUCCAAAACAUUUGUGGCUGGCGUACUGCUGCCCACAGUUUGAUCGUAAUUCACCGUACGAGGUGAGGUUCAUGUUUCCCAGUUAUGGGGGCUAUGCACUGAAUGAACAGACUGGACACAGUGUGGUGGAAGUCCCUCUGAAGACUCUGGAGGUUUUCCUAAAGAGCCAAACAGACAUAGACAAUGAUGUGACUAUUUUUUACAAGGGCUGUGUGUCAGAAAACCUCUUCAAAAAGAAGAGAGACCUGAUUAGUGUUUCAGUAUGA